Messenger RNA from Phytophthora megakarya, 657 nucleotides. NCBI's taxonomy places the organism in Eukaryota, Oomycota, Peronosporomycetes, Peronosporales, Peronosporaceae. The record is from the annotation of a GenBank genome assembly.
AUGCACACCAACCUACGGAACCGAAAGGCAGAUAACGAAGAAUUGAGAUUGCGACUGGUUUCCGACGUCGAGAAACAUGUCAAGUCGUGUCCAGACUGCUGUUCCAACAAGAGCAGACCACAAGUCCGCGGUUACUCACCAGGCAACAUUCUAGCAGACAGACCUUUCCAAAUAGUGUCCAUGGACUUUGUCAUUCCCCUACCGAAAUCUUGGCAAGAAAGCGCGGCAGUACUAUUUUUCCAAUGUAUCUUCAUAGGUUUCGUGAUAGCGAAACCUAUGUCAGAUACGACAGCGCUGCGAGUGGCACAAGUUUUCAAGGAAUGCGUAUAUCGACGAUUCGGAGCACCAUCACUCAUACGCCAUGAUAGAUACUCUAGCUUCAUGAGUGAGGACUUCCAAGCAUUUGCAGAGAUGAUGCAGUCGAGAUCUCGCGCGACUUUGAAUUAUCGGCCACAAGCAAAUGGACAACAAGAAAGGUCGGUCAAGACAGUGAUGCAAUCGGUCAAAGUAUAUGCCGAAGUUCCAUUUCAGCAAGACUGCGACAAAAUUGUUGAGCACUUAGUGUUCGCCAUCAACACCUCUAUGGAUACGACAAGGAAGGAGACGCCUUUCUAUCUACUCCACGGAUGGGACGCGCAGUCAACCCUGAAGCUAUGA